CCAACAUCACCUUGAUCAAAAUGGCGACGCUGCCGCCUGGAGACGUGGUGUCGAGUGCUCUCGUGCGUGCCGCGCUGGCGCGCAAGAUGAAGUUGCAGUUCGCAAACCUUCUGUACGGGAAGAACUACCUCGUGGACAGAAAGGCAUUUAUGGCCCAUCUGAGCCAGGAAUCUUUGACGCUGACCUUGCUCCGCGCAGGCGUCGUCGCGGUCGCCAAUCCGUACGCCAUCCCAGACUCUGUCUCAACUGUGCUUUCAGCAUGGUCCUUGUCGUUUUGGCGGGCCAUCAGCUACACAACCGUGACGCGGGUGUUAGAAGAAAUCAGCGUGCAAUGCUUCACACCUAGGAUUGCAGGAGCCUUGAUGAAAGACGUGGCCAAAUCGUCACUUCGAAAGUACGCACGAUACCAGUGCAACCGGACCAUCGUAGCGUCGCUCAUCUUUCACACCGCCUUUCGCUCCGCGAUCCUCCCGAACGCCGCCGUUCUCAUCGUGGAGUCGGGCCUCGACAUGUGUCGACGACCCGUGCGUGCAUGGCCAGCGUGUUUGCGGCGGAGUCUCCACCGCUUCUUCACCGUUCUGGCAUACACAUCCCUCGGCGCGGCGCUGGCGACUCUGAUCGAACCAGGCGCUGUGACCCGCGCAGGCGCCAUCGUCGGCGAAGCCUGCGCUUACGGGUCGCUUGGUAUUCACACGGUGAUGUUUCAAGACAUUGCCCCCGUCGCAGGGUUCUUCUGGCACAUUGCAAACACCAAGACACUAUACCUCGAAUAGGCUAUAGCCGUGGAUAGAUCGCAUAACCUCGACGAAACACGACGUUAUGCCACCCAUA
This is a messenger RNA of Aphanomyces astaci, 831 nucleotides long. RefSeq lists its product as hypothetical. Lineage: Eukaryota; Oomycota; Saprolegniomycetes; Saprolegniales; Verrucalvaceae. The transcript has 2 exons. The record is from RefSeq and is a predicted model, not a curated record. Bases 21 to 773 code for a protein of 250 amino acids.